UGCGAAAAAAAAUUUUCUCUCUGUAUUUUUUGCAGUCCCCACGGUAAUUCCACAUUGAAAUUCCGACCUUCUUUUGAGGAGGGGAGGCAGUCCAAUGCACCCGCGAUCCAGCACACAACAAAAUCAAAACCGUUUUGCUCCUCCAUAUCCGUAAAGGCCCGCUAAUGGCAAUUCUACAAAAUCGAUGUUUCCAAUUAACUCUUUCCUAUAAAACUAAUUAAUUCGCCCAUGUUAACUAGGGCAUAAUCGUGAACGACGAAAAACUGCAGUUCAAAAGUUCUGGCAAUUUCCUUUUUUUUUUUUUUUUUCAAGCAAAAGCCAUAGAUUGAAACUCAGCAUAUCUACUUCUUGACCGAUAUCCUCAUCCAUCAUGGCGAAUCCGAUCGAUGCCGACGUCGACUAUUAUGAAUUGUUGGAAGUAAACUUCUCGGCGACGCUCAAAGAGAUUACGAAAGCCUACAGAGUCAAGUCCUUGAAAGUCCAUCCCGAUAAAAAUCCAAGCCCUGAUGCAGCGGCCAUUUUCCACACCGUGUCUCAAGCUUAUGAUGUACUAAAGGAUCGUCAGAAACGAGCGGCCUAUGAUCAGCUUUACAAAGCUCGACUUGACCGAAAGAAAAAACAAAGAGAAAUGGAUGCUAAACGCCGGGCGGCGCAAGAAGAAUUGGAACGUAGAGAGAGUGUGGCCAAGAAGGCCAAAACGGAACAAUCCCAGCUGGAAGCAGAGUACGAAGCGGAAUUAGCCCGGUUAAGAGCAGAAGGCGCCAAACGACGCCAGGAGGACUGGAAACCAGCCGAACCGGCUCAAGAAGAAGAUCUGCCAGAACCUACGGAUUUAGAUUAUGCACUCAUGUUUAAAUGGAAGUUAAAGAAGCAUGAUUUCACUGAAAAGGAUCUGGAAACCCUGUUAAAUACCAUUGGCAAAGUCGACUCCGUAGCUAUCUCCAGAAAUAAGAAACGAGGCAAGGCCAUGGUGAUAUUCAAGACGGUGGUGGAUGCUCAUGCCGUUAUUACCAGCAAGGACAGCCAUUCCACGCUUGCGCAGUUUGACACGAUCGAUUGGGCAAGUGGAAAGGAACCGGCGAUUGUGGAAAGAUUGAAUCGCGAAGCAUUGAAGAAAAAGGAAGCACAGGCAGCGACUCAAUUCGUCAAUGAUCUAAGACCUAACACGCCCACAGGCAAACCUCUGUUUUCCAGUGGCGCGACGGGUCAAAGUUCUUUCUUCAAAAACCUUCGGAUCCCUCCGCAGCGAACCUCUUCGUUUAGAAAUGCUCCUAACUUGUCGGAUAAGGAUUUCGAAGCCAUUACAUUGAUGAAAUUGCGGCAAGCUGAAAGGGAACGUCUGAUGGAGCAGGUCAAAGCAGAAGAUGAUAACAGUAACGGUUAAAUUCAUCACGUCGGCUACAUAUGAUACCAUCAGAGGGGAACGGACUGUUUCCAUUUUUUUUUCCCCAAACUAGAUCGUACUUUUAUCUAUUUAUCACUUGCUAGCGAAACAUAAGAACAUCAUGUAAUAUUGUCCUCGUAUAAACUUGUAUAUAUUCUCACUAUGCACUUGGAGGCUUCAAUUUACAUAUCCAAAUAAGAUAUUGAUCGAAGAGACACUGGUGGUGAUUGCUCGAGUGACUUAAAAAAAGGAUGGCUGUCACAUACACGGCUUACCUCCGC
Messenger RNA from Radiomyces spectabilis, 1665 nucleotides. RefSeq lists its product as uncharacterized. The coding region runs from base 371 to 1384 and encodes 337 amino acids. The transcript has 5 exons. The record is from RefSeq and is a predicted model, not a curated record. NCBI's taxonomy places the organism in Eukaryota, Fungi, Mucoromycota, Mucoromycetes, Mucorales, Radiomycetaceae. Gene Ontology annotation, biological process: spliceosomal complex disassembly. Gene Ontology annotation, cellular component: spliceosomal complex. Gene Ontology annotation, molecular function: RNA binding.